CCCGGCCGCCCCGAUCCCGAUCCCGGCCGCCGAGCCUGGAGCCCGCCCGCUGCCCGUCCCCGGGGGCGGACGGGGCGGGCAGGGCUGCAGCCCUUGUCUCUGCCCCUCUCCCCGCCCCGGUAACGGUAACUGCCCGCCCCGCGGCCACGACCGGGCCGGUGUCGCCCCCUGGGUCGGGCGGCAGCGGGGGGACCGAUCCCGGCCGGCUCAGCCCUGCCCCUUCCCUCCCCAAACCCCCCGAGCUGACCCGCGGGGAAGCGGCACCGAGCCGCGACGCGCGGUCCGGACCUGUGAGCUCAUCCCCGACCUCCUCCAGACGGAUUUGUUUGGUUUUUUAUUUUUUUUUAUUUUUUUCCUCAGCUCUCGUAGCUUCGUUUCCAAAAUUGCGUUAAAAAUCUGCUGCCCCGUCCCCUGGGGUUUGGGCAGAUGCUGUAACCGGAGAAAAAUACAUCAACCGGCGAACGCGGUAAAGUUUUACCUUCAUAUCCGGUUCAAGGUGACGUUUGUAGGGCACGCGUUCGACCGGAGAGCUCACCGGGGAAAGGCCGGUGAUGGAUUCUCCCUACGCAAACGGAGCCUACAGCCCCCCGUACCCCCCGGCUCCCGGGGCUGCCCCGCACUAUGCCAGCCUGCCGCAGACACGGGGGUACUACUGCUCCGGGCCCCCGCGGACCCCCUACCCUGCGGAACCCACGGGCAUGUACCGGCCCCCGUCGCCGGCUCCCCCCUGGAGCUACGCCCCGCCGGACUGCCCCGCCGAAGGGUCCUCUCUCAGGAGGCAGCAGGCUCCUGGCUACUCCCCGUCGCAGCCCCCCGGAAUGCCCCUCCCGCAGUAUCCGUACGGAGACAGCAGUCCGGGGGGCACGGCGCAGGGCCCUCCGCCGCAGCCCAGAGCCCCGGAGGACGCGUGGGCUCCCCACACCGUCUAUGGGGUGCAGCCGCGUUACGCCUGGCCCUCCGCGGCGGCGCACGGGAACUCCUUCGCCUCCGAACCGCAGCCGCCCUGGAGUGGGAGCGGAGCUCCUUCCCACCUUCCCGCGUGGGACUCGGGACAGGAUACCGCUUACGAGGCGCCCGAGCGGGGCGCGCACCAGCACAGCUACUACUGCGAGGUCAGCCCCCAGCACCCCGGGGCGGUGAACGACCAGGCGCCGGGCGCUGCGCGCCUCGCCGGGCCGCCCGCCGCCAGCCCCAGGGUGCAGUACAGCGCGCAGCCCCAGCUCUACGGCGCUGCAUCUCGGAAGCUUUUGGCUGGGAAGCGGGAGGCUGGCUUUAAACCCGGUGACCAGCCUCCGGCAAAUUCCGCAGCCUUCCAGCCAGAGAUUCAGAGAAUCCUCCACGUUAUGGGGGAGGCCGAACAGCUGGAGCAAGAGGUGGAUGAGUUUGUAGGAAAAAAGACAGAUAAAUCCUACCGGCUGCUGGAGGAGAUGUUGACCAAGCUGCUGUUGGAACUGGAUUCCAUCGAGACUGGUGGCCAGGACAGUGUUCGGCAGGCCAGGAAAGAGUCCGUCCACAGAAUUCAGGCCAUACUGGAAAAACUGGAAAGAAAGGGAUUGUGAAAGCGCAUCAGCCAUAACACACAGCCUGUUGUUGAGGUUCCAAAGAGUUUUAGUUCUGUUAAAUCUCAGCUCUUUUUGCUACGCACUAUUGACAAUGGAAUAGCAAUAAGCCCCGAGCUAAAAAAACAAAAAACAAAACGAAACAAAGCCACCAAAAAAACCACCCAGAAGCCCAGCCCCAGCAAAUAACUUGGCAGUGGACAAAUUAAGCAAAUUAAGGUCUGAAGCAACAAACUAACUUGUUUGUUUGUUCCAGGCUUUGGAAAAGCAGAACCACUUGAGGUACUUACAC
Molecule: messenger RNA, 1851 nt
Organism: Tyto alba (common barn owl)
Lineage: Eukaryota; Metazoa; Chordata; Aves; Strigiformes; Tytonidae
Gene: BAG4
Product: BAG cochaperone 4
Exons: 4
Coding region: 552-1559 (335 amino acids)
Biological process (GO): protein stabilization
Cellular component (GO): membrane; nucleus; cytosol
Molecular function (GO): protein-folding chaperone binding; adenyl-nucleotide exchange factor activity
Source: RefSeq, a predicted model, not a curated record